This is a messenger RNA of Serpula lacrymans var. lacrymans S7.9, 420 nucleotides long. RefSeq lists its product as uncharacterized. The transcript is spliced from 2 exons. The record is from RefSeq and is a predicted model, not a curated record. Lineage: Eukaryota; Fungi; Basidiomycota; Agaricomycetes; Boletales; Serpulaceae. Bases 153 to 317 code for a protein of 54 amino acids.
GCUGUGGAGCGAUAUCUUGUCUUCAGUCACGUCUUCUCACUGAAGUUCACUCUUUCGUAUCCCAAGCACGAGCGGCAAACCUUACUCGUGUGCUCUCCGAUAGCUCGUGGUAACAGACCCUUGAGUGAAUCACCGUUCAUCACUGGGCUGAUAUGGACUCUUCCUAUGGUGUGAAGCCAUCGGACUUGAAAGAUGUGACAGGACCAACCUGGAGGAAGUCUAUGUGGCUCGUCAUGUCCGGUUCGUCUGGAUCACGGAGGGCAAACCUUGGGACGGAAAGCAUGGCUGGGAUCACAGAAGCUGACCUCGGGAUCUAAAGCUUGGCGAAGAUCUAUGAGCGGGGACGUACCAAAAGAAAAGCGAACAAUGUGAUCACAUUACUGAGUGUGACGAGAGCAAUUAGAAAUCGGGCCAUUUUCA